This is a messenger RNA of Cetraspora pellucida, 2238 nucleotides long. Lineage: Eukaryota; Fungi; Glomeromycota; Glomeromycetes; Diversisporales; Gigasporaceae. The record is from the annotation of a GenBank genome assembly.
AUGAAGGUGCUCGGCUUAGAUCCACAACAUCAGGCAUCUCUAUUAAAAGUAAUAAUUCUAGGCCUCAUUGCUGCUGUGGCAAUUUCCAGUAGAUUAUUCAGUAUUAUUCGCUUUGAAAGUGUUAUUCACGAAUUUGAUCCAUGGUUUAAUUAUCGGACAACUCGUCGUUUGGUUCAAACAAAUUUUUAUGAAUUUUGGAAUUGGUUUGACGAACGAUCGUGGUAUCCGUUGGGCCGUGUUGUCGGUGGAACGGUUUACCCUGGUUUGAUGGUGACUUCAGCUACUAUACAUAACAUUCUUCACGCGCUCAACUUUCCUGUUGAUAUACGCAACAUAUGUGUAUUGUUAGCUCCUUUAUUUUCAGCUUUCACUGCUAUUGCAGCAUAUCUUCUUACUUCUGAAAUGAAAGAUUCUUCUGCUGGUCUUUUGGCUGCUGCCUUUAUUGGAGUAGCUCCUGGUUAUAUUUCUCGUUCAGUUGCUGGUUCAUACGAUAAUGAAGGCAUUGCGAUAUUUUUACUCAUGUUUACCUUUUAUUUAUGGAUCAAAUCCCUUAAGGAGGGUUCUGCAUUCUUUGGUGGUUUAACUGCUUUAUUUUAUUUUUAUAUGGUAGCAGCUUGGGGUGGUUACGUAUUUAUUAUCAAUCUUAUCCCUCUUCAUGUGUUUGCUCUGAUUUUGAUGGGCCGGUUUUCUACCAGGCUCUAUGUAGCAUAUUCUUCUUUUUAUGUUCUUGGUACUUUAAUGUCAAUGCAAAUCCCUUUUGUUGGAUUUCAACCAACAAGGACAAGUGAGCAUAUGGCUGCCUUAGGAAUAUUUGGAUUGUUACAAAUUAUUGCUUUUGUCGAACUCGUAAGAAGUCAUCUUGCGUCCAAUCAAUUUCAAAUUCUUUUCAAAGGCUUUAUUUUUAUUUCCUUCGUUACGAUGUUUUCAGCAUUAGUCAUAUUAACAGUUAGUGGAUACAUUGCUCCAUGGACUGGUCGGUUUUAUUCACUAUGGGACACUGGGUAUGCAAAGAAAUAUAUUCCCAUCAUUGCAUCUGUUUCAGAACAUCAACCAACAGCGUGGCCUUCCUUUUUUUUUGAUCUUGAAAUGUUGAUUUUCCUUUUCCCUGCUGGAAUAUACCUUUGUUUCAAAGAAUUACGUGACGAACAUGUUUUUGUCAUUUUAUAUGGCAUCACAGCAUCUUAUUUUGCUGGGGUCAUGGUUCGUUUAAUGUUGACUUUGACACCAAUUGUUUGUGUUUCUUCUGCAAUUGCAAUCUCUCGUUUAUUGGAUACUUAUCUUGACAUAAACGUUGUGGAUCCAGAAACUUCUGAACCAACGCCUGUUGUAGAAAGUAAACCUAAAGAUAAGCAUAAAAAAGUUGGUGAUAGUUCUCGUUCAGCGGCAACAUCUACUAAAGCUGAAAAAAAGAAAAAAAAACAAUUUUUUGGUAUAAUUGGAAAUGACACUCGUGGAUUAAUUCUUUUAAAUUUCUUUUUCUUUUUGGUAAUUUUUGUUUGGCAUUGUACAUGGGUAACUUCCAAUGCUUAUUCAUCACCUUCAAUUGUACUUGCUUCUCGACAAGCUGAUGGAUCACAAUAUAUUAUUGAUGAUUUCCGUGAAGCUUAUUAUUGGCUACGAAAAAACACUGAUGAUUCUGCAAAAGUUAUGUCAUGGUGGGAUUAUGGUUAUCAAAUUGCUGGUAUGGCAGAUAGAACUACUUUAGUAGAUAAUAAUACUUGGAAUAAUACACAUAUUGCCACUGUUGGCAAAGCAAUGUCAUCUUCUGAAGAUGUUGCAUAUGAAAUAAUGAGACGACAUGAUGUAACUCAUGUACUUAUUAUUUUUGGUGGUUUAUUGGGUUAUUCUGGUGAUGAUAUUAACAAAUUCCUUUGGAUGAUUCGUAUCGCUGAAGGUGUUUAUCCUGAUGACGUAAAAGAAGGAAACUUUUUCACCGCACGUGGUGAAUAUAGAGUUGAUGAUGAAGCUACACCGACAAUGAGAAAAAGCAUUAUGUAUAAAAUGAGUUAUCAUAAUUACAAUGAACUGUUUGGUGGUCAAGGUCAGGAUCGUGUUCGUGGAGCCCGAUUACCUGCAGAAAAAAUCAAAUUGAGUACUCUUGAAGAAGCAUUUACAUCAGAAAAUUGGAUUGUAAGAAUUUAUAAAGUGAAAGAUUUAGAUAAUAUUGGUCGUAAUUUGGAACAAGCUUCUGCAUUUGAAGCAGGUAAAAAGAGUCGAAGGUCGAAAAAGAAGCAAUGA